CUUCCCUUGAUUUGCAUGGCAUGAAGAGUCUUGGCAACUAGCUUUUUCCGGUCCUCACUCCUCGUACCGUACUUUUUUCUUCCCUCUCAUAUCACAAUUCCUGUUUCUUCCUUUUUAAGACAAAACCCAACAAAUAUAUAACUGUAACUAGCUUGAAAUAUGGCUCAGGAGAAGAAGGAAACAACAAGUAGUGGAUUGGAGUGGAGUUUAAAUGUGGAAGAUGGGUCAUCAAAGAUUUUGGUCCAGGAGGCAGGACUUGCCACUAGAGCCUGGCUUGGCCUGAAAGGUUUGUUCUUGAAAGUAAGGAAAUUUUUGGAGAAAGCAUAUGAUAUUGGGGUUAAUGACCCAAGAAAAGUGGUUCAUUGUCUAAAAGUAGGGAUGGCACUCACUAUUGUCUCUCUGUUUUACUAUAUGAGGCCUUUAUAUGAAGGGAUUGGAGGGAAUGCUAUGUGGGCUAUUAUGACAGUUGUGGUAGUCUUUGAAAACACUGCGGGUGCAACAAUAUCUAAGAGUUUGAAUAGAGUGUUUGGAACUUGUCUUGCUGGAUUGCUUGCCUUUGGUGUCCAUUGGUUGGCUUGUAAAUCAGGAGAGAAAUUUGGGCCUUGGAUUGUUGGAACCUCAGUUUUCUUACUAGCUUCUGCAGCAACCUUCUCUAGAUUUAUUCCCUCUGUGAAGCAGUUGUUCGAUUAUGGUGCCAUGAUCUUUAUCCUCACUUUCAGCCUGGUUGCUGUCUCUGGUUAUCGUGUUGAUCAAUUGUUUGAAUUGGCUUAUCAAAGACUAUCUACCAUCAUCAUUGGUACUUCCUUAUGCAUUCUUGUUAGCAUGCUUAUUUGCCCCAUUUGGGCUGGUCAGGAGCUAUAUGCUUUAAUCACUAGCAACAUGGACAAACUUGCCAAUUCCUUAGAUGGUUAUGUAGCUGAGUAUUUCAAUCCUGAUGACAGUAACAAAAACUUGCUCGCUUACAAAUGUGUUUUGAACUCAAAAGCAAGCGAAGAAUCCAUGGCAAAUUUUGCCAGAUGGGAGCCGGCUCAUGGUUGUUUCAGUUUUAAGCAUCCUUGGAAACAGUACCCAAAAAUUGGGGCAGCCAUGCGCAGCUGCGCUUACUGCAUUGAGGCUCUUAAUAGCUGCAUUGAUUCAGAAAAUCAGGCCCCUGAAUUCAUAAAGAAGCAACUAAGUACUGCUUGCCUGAGAGUGAGCUCCAAUUCCUCCAGUAUUAUAAGAGUGCUAGCAGAAACUAUCAAGGCGAUGAAAAGAUCAUCCAAAAUAGAGUUUUUGGUGGAAGAAAUGAACGGUGCAGUAGAAGAGCUCCAAGAAGCCUUAAAAUCUCUUUCUGAACUGUCCAAUCCACCAGCAUGCAAGAAUACGGAGACUGUCUCCUCAGCAGCAAUGGAGACAAUCCCUUUAAUGGAAGUUAUGCCAGUGGUAACUUUCACUUCUUUGCUGAUAGAAAUUUCUGCAAGGAUCAAAGGCAUUGUUAAGGCAGUGGAAGAAUUAGCAAAGGUAGCUGCAUUCAAGGAUGCAGCUCAGGACAAGUGCAAAGAAAAUCAACCCAACAACAGACUAGAACAACAAGGUCAGACAAAAGAUGAAGAGACAAUGAAGGUUCUUCAAAGGGUCUGAGUUUCUCUUCGAUAUUUCUUGGUUCAGUAGUUGGUCGAGUACCAGCAGAACGCCAUAUAUGACUGUAAUGAGAAUGAAAUUUCCAACUUAUUUGGAAGACUCCUUCAAAUAUUGUUAGUUGGAUCAUGGAUGUCAGGGCCUUAUAGCCAUAGUUGAUAGUCACCGCGUACAUCCCAAUGGCCUGAAAAGAGUAUCAGAUAGGCGCUGCAAAUAGCUGUUAAAAUUUAUGUAACAAUCCACG
Hevea brasiliensis (rubber tree) is the source of this 1861-nucleotide messenger RNA. Its product is annotated as aluminum-activated malate transporter 10. The coding region runs from base 160 to 1620 and encodes 486 amino acids. Gene Ontology annotation, cellular component: plant-type vacuole membrane. The transcript has 6 exons. NCBI's taxonomy places the organism in Eukaryota, Viridiplantae, Streptophyta, Magnoliopsida, Malpighiales, Euphorbiaceae. The record is from RefSeq and is a predicted model, not a curated record. Gene Ontology annotation, biological process: malate transport.